Messenger RNA from Nicotiana tabacum (common tobacco), 1215 nucleotides. Lineage: Eukaryota; Viridiplantae; Streptophyta; Magnoliopsida; Solanales; Solanaceae. The record is from RefSeq and is a predicted model, not a curated record.
UUUAUGUUACAUCAAAUCAUCAUUUUCUUGAAAUUUGUGAAGUUGCUGUUUACUUGAAACAAUUGAUAUUAAAUGAAGAUGUUUUGUUGGGUUUAAUGGCAAAGAAGAUGAAGGAGAAAUUUGAUAAGUAUUGGGGUGAUCCAGAAAAAAUGAACAAAAUGAUUUUCAUUUCAUGUGUUUUGGAUCCUCGGUACAAGUUUGAUUCUGUUAGUUUUGCACUUGCGAAGAUGUUCGAAGAGAAAGGGCCAAUUAUCGCGAAGGGAGUACAUACAUACAUGACUUCAUUGUUUGAUGAGUAUGUAAAGUCUUAUUCAAAAGAUAAAGUUUGUCGUCCCUCUUCAUGUUUAUCUAACUCUUCAUUGGACACAAUGGAAACUUCAAAUGGAUCUUUUGGUUCUUUCUUUGAAGAAUUAAAAAGACAUAAAGCUGGGAUUGGAGGUUCAGAUUCUAAAUCAGAAUUGGAAAAAUAUCUAACAGAAGAAGUUGAAAAUGAAAUAGCAGACGGUAAUAUAUUGCUUUGGUGGAAAGUAAACUCACCUAGAUUCCCCAUUCUUGCUGAGAUGGCUCGGGAUGUAUUAUCUAUUCCUAUUUCAAGUGUUGCAUCUGAAUGUGCAUUUAGCACUGGAGGGCGUAUUCUUGAUUCAUUUAGGAGUUCAUUGACUCCUAAAUUGGUGGAAGUUCUCUUGUGCCUUCAAGAUUGGCUUCGAAGUGAGCCAUUACCUGUAAGUGUUGAGGAAGAUUUAGAUGUUCUCGAGCAACUAGAACAAGAUUUUGCCAAUCUUGGAAACGAACCCUGCGAUGAUGAUAUGUAGAAUCUUAGAUAGUUGUAAGUUAAAACUUUGGUGUAACCAUGCCUCGACUUUGUGGUCUCAAAGCUAUCUCACAUGUUUGGAGUCACUAUGAAAGGAUUGAAGAAGGUGAUGAUGGAUGGUGGAAAGUAAGAUGUAGUUAUUGUCAUCUUGUUUUAUGAAUUAUGUUUGGACUUUGGACAAUUGGACUUGUUAAUCCUAAGGUUGAUACUACUUUGCAUUGUUAUUAAUGUGUUUGAACUAUUACUUUGGAGUUUGGACAUUACUGUAUAUAUAUCUGUUUUUGGGUUGUGAAAGUUGGGAUCUUUUUAUCUCCUAUUUUUGUUAGAUUGGAAUUUGAGCUAUUUGCAUUUUGUAUGCACAGGCAAUUGAGGUACUGCCGUACUGGGUAUGUUUAGUUUGAGGC